AUGUGCAUUCAUGUUACAUUCGUAUGGGCGGCUUUCGACCAGUCAGUGAUCAAAGUAUUAUUCUGUACUCCAAAUUGUACAUAUAGUUUAGCAGUGAUGACGGAUGCGCGAUCUCCUGUUGAUAGCCCUUCGAGACACAUUACAGUUGUUGAUGUUUACGAUUUAGCCGCUUCUAUUGGUAAGGAUUUCGAGCGCAUCAUUGAUCAGUAUGGUGAUGAUUGUGUUCGGCAAAUCAUGCCGAAGGUUAUUUCGGCUCUGGAAACUCUUGAAUCGUUUGCGAAUCAUAAUGAAAAAGAAAAUGAAGAAAUUGUGAUGUUGAAGAAAGCGGUUGAGAGGUUAGAAAAUGAAAAGCAUGUAAAACAACAGGAUCGGAUCAAAUUUGAAUUGGAAUUAGAAGCAGUAGAAGAAAAUUACCGGAAAGAAAUCGAUGAUCUCUGGUCAAUGGUGAAAAAUUUACAGCUGGAAAAUAAGCAUUUGUCAUCAGUUACAGGAGAUGCUAUGCCAUCACCGUUCUGUGUUUCAGCGUCUCGUGAAGAAGACUUAAAAAUGUUGCUUGAAUUGCGAGACCUUUCUACGAAACAGAAAGAGCAAAUAAAGGAGUUACAAAAGGAUAUUGAUACAUAUAGUUGUGAAGUUGAAAAUCUGCAUAAUAAUGUUGAAAAACUUAUUCGUCAAAACGAGGAACUUUUGCGAAAAAAUGCAUCGUUACAAAAACAGGGGCGAAUGUUGGUUGAAGAAAAAAGUGAAAUUAUUAAGAGACUGCAGUUCACCGAAGAAGCAAAUAUCAAGUUGACGAAAUUAUUCAAAGAUGCUACCCGUCAGUGCAAAGAUUUACAGCAGUCUCAGAUGGAUGAAAGUGACAGUUCUCCUAGAUUCACCUUAUCAGAAUUACGUGAAGUUUUACAAGAAAAAAACUUGUUGAAAGGGAAGGUUUUGGAACUAGAAGAAGAACUUGAACAACUGCGACCAUCUUAUCGGCGAGAAUCUGUAGCGAGUGAUUUUAGCAGAGAGUUCGAAAGUUCCACUAAAUCAGAAGAAUGUGUUGUUUAUGGGCCAAUCAACAAGGAACCGGAAGAGAAGUUGUAUCCCUGGAAGUACGAACGAAAAGAAAGUGGAGUGCGAAAGUUGUAUGCCUUACUUUAUAAAAAGUUACAGAAGGAGUAA
This is a messenger RNA of Thelazia callipaeda (thelaziosis nematode), 1164 nucleotides long. The record is from the annotation of a GenBank genome assembly. Lineage: Eukaryota; Metazoa; Nematoda; Chromadorea; Rhabditida; Thelaziidae.